AUGGACGGUGCGAAAAAAGAGUGGCCCUCCACGUUCGGGCCAAAUGACGAGCGUCCGACCUACAGCUCCGAGGAGACCGUGGGUGACGUCAAUGGCAUCGCCGUCGCCGACCAGUCCAUCGCCGCGAGGGUAGCCGAGAAGGAGAAGGUGAAGGCCGAGACAGGCAAGCGAGAACUCAAGGAAGAGGACUGCGAGAGCGAGCUCGGCUUUGCUUUUUCCACCUGGAAGAAAUGGUGGAUUCUCACCGUCAUCUUCCUUGUCCAGACUUCGAUGAACUUCAACACCUCGCUCUACUCCAACGGUCUCGAAGGAAUUUCGGAGCACUUCAACGUCAGCGCUCAAGCUGCCCGUGUCGGUGCCGCUAUCUUUCUCGUCGCUUACGCUUUCGGCUGUGAGCUGUGGGCUCCGUGGUCUGAAGAGUUCGGUCGCAAGCCAAUUCUACAGGCUUCACUGUUUCUCGUCAAUCUGUUUACCCUACCCGUCGUCUUAGCCCCCAACUUCGGCUGCCUACUAGCCGGUAGAUUUCUCGGCGGUCUUUCUACCGCGGGGGGUAGUGUGACACUCGGAAUGGUGGCCGAUCUAUUCGAGAGUGAUAGACAGCAAUAUGCCGUGGCCUACAUUGUAUUCUCCUCUGUUGGUGGAUCUAUCCUCGGCCCAAUUGUUGGCGGUUUUGUCGAAAUCUUGCCUCCCGCCCAGGCGUGGAGAUGGUGUAUCUGGAUCCAGCUGAUCUUUGGCGGAGCUGUGCAGAUUCUGCACCUUCUAACCGUACCAGAGACGCGAACGACCAUCAUGUUGAACCAAAUUGCCAAGAAACGCAGAAAGACAGGCGAAGACCCCAACAUCUACGGACCUGACGAGAUCGAAUCAUUCUGGAGCCGAUUCACCCUCAAAGAGUUGAUCUAUACCUGGUUACGACCUUUCCGCAUGUUCCUCACAGAACCGAUCGUGCUCACCCUGUCGCUGCUUUCUGGUUUCUCAGACGCCCUCAUCUUUAUGCAGAUCCAAUCCUUCUCUCUUGUCUACAAGAGGUGGGACUUCAACGCCUGGCAAAUUGGUCUCGCAUUCGUGCCCAUCGGUCUUGGUUAUGUCCUCGGUUGGCUCCUCUUCCUACCUGCCUUCAAGAGAAACCAGCGCCGACGUGAAAAGCAUCCCGAGGAUGAGCACGCCCAAUACGAAUCACGUAUGUCUCUGUUGCUUUGGCUAGCACCUUGCCUGCCGAUCGGUCUUAUCAUCUUCGCAUGGACGAGUAGUGGCCCGCCGCUCCAUUGGAUUGGCUCCAUGUUCGGCACCUGCAUUAUCGGUAUCGCAAAUUAUGCCAUUUAUAUGGCCACCAUCGAUUACAUGAUUUGCGCCUAUGGACCGUACUCCGCUUCCGCAACCGGCGGCAAUGGCUGGGCUCGUGACUUCUUAGCCGGUGUCCUCACCAUCCCUGCGACUCCUUUCUAUACCAACAUUGGCGCCGAGAAAGGCAUGAACCUGCAAUACGCCUCCACCAUUCUCUUCUGCAUCGCAUUUGUCCUGGUUAUUGCCGUGUACGUGAUUUACUGGAAGGGUCCGGUCCUACGAAAACGCUCUCCCUUCGCUCAGAGUUUGGCCCAGGGUGCUGCUGAAUUCGGCGGCCAUCAUCUUAGCCACGUCCACUCCCAUCGCCCGUCGACGGCGGGUGACACUCGACCACCAACGGCGACUACUACUUCGCGACCCCCCACCGCGCCGAACGCCCCGACCAUCGAGAUUAUGCAGAAACGUCCGGGAGAUCGAAUGUCGGCAUCGCGACACAACUCAUACUAUUCUAGUCAGCAAGCCGCAAGCCGACGCCAGAGCAGACAAGCUAGCCGGAAUGUUAGCAGGCGCAACAGCCUCGAGCAUCAUCGUAAGUCGGUCGAAAGCGACAGCGAAGAAGGCGUCUCGCAUCAUCAUCUCCACCAUCGACUCCAAAACCUAAACACUAUCGCUUCCAUGCCCACUAAUCCCAACCCCAAUCCCACCAACCCCCAGCCUUAG
Annulohypoxylon maeteangense is the source of this 2004-nucleotide messenger RNA. Its product is annotated as multidrug transporter. Lineage: Eukaryota; Fungi; Ascomycota; Sordariomycetes; Xylariales; Hypoxylaceae. The record is from RefSeq and is a predicted model, not a curated record. Gene Ontology annotation, molecular function: transmembrane transporter activity. The transcript has 2 exons. Gene Ontology annotation, biological process: transmembrane transport. Bases 1 to 2004 code for a protein of 667 amino acids.